AUGGCUGAAGCCAUGAGGUCGGGUCGUGAGACCUGCGAAACCGUCUUAAAUUACCGUCGAGAUGGAUCGCCUUUCCUAAACCUAUGCAUGAUCGCGCCUUUGUACGACAACAUGGGCAAGCUUCGAUAUUUCAUCGGCUGCCAAAUCGACGUCACAAACCUAAUCGAGGGCGGCAGAAGUCUCGAGUCGUUUCAAAUGCUGCUCGACGAAGAUGUGGAGAACCGAAGGCAGGGCGGCAAUGCACCAAAGGGCUCUCACAAGGCACUAGGGGACAUGGGCGAGCUGCUCAGCACCGAGGAGAUGGAGGUCCUCAAGUUCAAGACGCGCAAUUCCGCCACGUCUGGCGCAAGCACGCCGGCACCCGCACCACAGGCUUCACUCAACUCAGCCACAGCCCGGAGAUACGUGGGCAUCGAGGACCCGCUGGCCAUCAACGUCUGGCCGCCUACCCAAUUCGGGCCUCAUGGAAGACUUCCGGGCGUUUAUCAGAACUUCAUGCUCGUCCGCCCCUGGCCCUCCCUCCGCAUCCUCUUCACCUCCGCCGCCCUGCGCAUCCCGGGCCUCGCGCAAUCCCGGCUCCUCGACCGCAUCGGCGGGCCCCACUCCGUACGCGAAGGCAUCGCCGCGGCCUUCGCCGAGGGCGCCCGCGUCACGGCCAAAGUCUACUGGCUGACGGGCAACGUCAACGGCGGCAACAACAGCAACCGCAGCAGCGCUCGGAUAUCCGGUCCCGCGCCGCAGCAAUUCCACGCGCGCAGCAACAGCAUCGAGGGCAAGCCGCGCUACAUCCACUGCACGCCGCUGCACGGCGCCGACGGCGCGCCGGGGGUGUGGAUGGUUGUGAUGGUUGAGAAGGAGGAUAUAACGGGGACGAUUAACAGCAACAACAAUGGUCAGAAUGGGCGCGCCAGGCGGUCCAGUUUUGGGAUUCUGAAUGGCACGUAUGCGCAGGAGAAGCUGUUCGAGCAGCAGCAGCAGGUGCAGCAGCAGUACCGGCUUCUGCGGCAAUCCGCCAGUGGCGGCGGCGGCGAAUGCAUAAUCGACGGGGGCGCGGGCGGGACGGGGUAUAGUAGCAGGCGGAGGACCCGCACGUCCAGCACCUUCUUCGAUGACGAUGAGCGCUCGAUUCCGGCGUCGAGUAGCGCGUAUGCUGAGUACCUCGCCAGCGGUGGGGGUGGGGGCGGUCUGCGGAGUGGCAGCGUGUCGAGGGGCCCGUCGCGGCCGCCGUCGAGGGCGGCGUCGAUGCCGGGGUGGGCGGCGAGUAGGCCGGAGCAGCCGACGAGGAAGAUGACGCCGAGGGAGGAGACGGCGCGGAUGGUGAGGUUGCCGAUGCAGACGGAGAGGUUGGGGGAGGUGGAUGAGUCGUGA
Molecule: messenger RNA, 1368 nt
Organism: Lasiodiplodia theobromae
Lineage: Eukaryota; Fungi; Ascomycota; Dothideomycetes; Botryosphaeriales; Botryosphaeriaceae
Product: PAS domain-containing protein
Exons: 3
Coding region: 1-1368 (455 amino acids)
Cellular component (GO): nucleus
Source: RefSeq, a predicted model, not a curated record